AUGCACAAAUCCUUGUCUGCCCACUACAAUUUUACUGGUAUAAGGUUGGGAAAUCUAUACUGUGAUCCAAUAUCAGCCUCUGUUGGGCAUAAGAUCACUGCUAGAUAGUGAUGAAGUCCAAUCGCAUUGCAACUUCAAAUUCUUGAGAAUAUAUAUGAGCAAGGAACUGGAACACCAAGCAAGCAAAAAAAUAAAGAGAUAGCAUCUGAACUAGCACAACAUGGUUAAAUCUUUGAAACAAAUGUAUAUAACUAGUUUUAGAAUAGGCGCGCUUGAUCAAAAAGAAAGCUUCAAGCCUCUACAAGUUCAGUCAAUGCAAAAGCAGAAACAAAUGUGAGCACAAAAGAGAAAAUGACCAAACCAAUAGGUCCGGACUUCAUUGACAACAUUUCACAAGAAGUUGAAAGCUUCUAUUUCCAAGGUUCUAAUACAUGGAUUGAACAGUUGUUUGGUAAGGUGGAAUCAUCACGAGGCUAUGAUUCUUACAAUAAUCUAGCUGAACAAUUUAGGUUACUAGGAUGA
Molecule: messenger RNA, 522 nt
Organism: Gossypium raimondii (Peruvian cotton)
Lineage: Eukaryota; Viridiplantae; Streptophyta; Magnoliopsida; Malvales; Malvaceae
Product: WUSCHEL-related homeobox 8
Exons: 3
Molecular function (GO): DNA binding; DNA-binding transcription factor activity
Source: RefSeq, a predicted model, not a curated record